Molecule: messenger RNA, 4735 nt
Organism: Cyprinus carpio (common carp)
Lineage: Eukaryota; Metazoa; Chordata; Actinopteri; Cypriniformes; Cyprinidae
Product: active breakpoint cluster region-related protein
Biological process (GO): positive regulation of GTPase activity; intracellular signal transduction; protein phosphorylation
Cellular component (GO): membrane
Molecular function (GO): guanyl-nucleotide exchange factor activity; GTPase activator activity; protein serine/threonine kinase activity
Source: RefSeq, a predicted model, not a curated record
UCAGUUGUAAACUGAUAUGUGGUGUGUGAGUAUGAGUGGAUAUGCACGAAAGAGAAAAUGAACAGUCGCUACUUAACAACAGGCGUUUGAGACAGUGAACCCAAGUCGUGUGUUAGCAGGGACGAGACAUAUUCAAGGACUUUCCUGCCCUGCUUUGACAAUGUGGGAGCAGGCGGAAUUUGAGAAGCACUGGAGGAAUGAGUUUCCCGACGGAGAAGCGCCCGCGAUGAACCUCAGCUCGGUGGAGGACAUAGAGGCAGAGCUGAUGAAAUGCAAAGCCAAUCUGAAGGUGUUACAGCAGGCUCUCACGGAGGAGAAGUUCAAGGUGAUCUACCUGCAGACCACCAUCGCGCAGAAGAAGAAAACUUGUCACUUUGAAAGUCGGUGCAACAAGGCAGAUUCAAAGAAGGACAGUCCUUGCGACUCAGACAGCAAAGGCGUGGACGAGCCGUUCGUCCGGGACAUAGCGUUACUCCGGGGCAGCAAGACAGGUAAACCCAUCCUCGUCCCUCCUCGGAAAAAGCCCGAUAUUCCGCGAGAACCCUCGGCGGCGCGCGACAUCUCUCGGUGCGUUGCCGAGCAACGGAUAAACGAGCAAGACAGUGACCACGAGUUCGAGGAUGUGGAGCUCAACGAAAACUUUCUGCGAAAAAACAUACUCAACCCAAAGGGUAACGUCCGCGAGAGUCAGCUGCGGAAUCCUCGCGUCCGCUUGAGUCGAGACCUGGACUCGGAUGAUGGCAGACUGUCUCCUUCCCUCGCGCUCCGCGGCUCUCACGGGUCUGGACGCAGCACACCUGACGGAUACCCGAGCUCCGACCAUGACGACUCCUCCUCUGCAGACUUUAACUACAACACUGAUGGCUAUGAGGGAGAUACUGCAGAGGACAGGAAGUCUCAGGAUGGCUCAGAGACCAUGCCAUUCAUUGACGAGUCGCCCACCAUGUCCCCUCACCUCUGCGCACAGGGACAGGAUGGAGAGGCCGUCUCACCCACACCACCAGAAGGGGGAGACACAGAGAAAGGUCUGGAGAUGAAGAAACUGGUUCUGUCUGGUUUUCUGGCCAGUGAGGAGAUCUAUAUUAACCAGCUAGAGGCGUUGCUGCUGCCCAUGAAGCCUCUUAAAGCCACAGCUACUACAUCAAAGCCAGUGCUGACAAUGGAGCAGAUUGACACUAUUUUCUUCAUGAUCCAAGACAUCUUUGAGAUCCAUAAGGAGUUUUAUGAUGCUCUUUCUCCCAACAUUCAGCAGUGGGAUGAGAAGGUCACUGUCGGACAUCUUUUCCAGAAACUGGCCAGUCAGCUCGGUGUGUACAAAGCCUUUGUGGACAACUAUAAAAUGGCAGUGGAGACAGCAGAGAAAUGCAGCCAGGCCAACAGCCAGUUUCAGAAAAUCUCUGAGAAUCUGAAAGUUAAAGGUCCUAAAGAAUCCAAGGACUGCACCACAUCUGCUACCAUGGAGGCUCUCCUCUACAAGCCUAUUGACCGUGUUACUCGCAGCACUCUAGUUUUGCAUGACUUGUUGAAACACACUCCUAAGGAUCAUCCAGACUUCCCUCUGCUUCAGGAUGCUCUGAGAAUAUCCCAGAACUUCCUGUCCAGCAUCAAUGAAGAGAUCGACCCGCGCAGGACUGCCGUGACCACACCGAAGGGAGAGGUUCGUCAGCUGGUGAAGGAUGGCUUCCUGGUGGAGGUGUCGGAGGGGACGCGUAAACUCCGUCAUGUCUUCCUCUUCACAGACCUUCUGCUCUGUGCCAAGAUGAAAAAGACCGCAGUUGGGAAACAUCAGCAGUAUGAAUGUAAAUGGUACAUCCCGCUGGCUGAUCUGAGCUUCCAGACUCUGGAUGACUCUGAUUCUCUCCCUCACGUGCAGACGCUCCCUGAGCAUGAGAUCGAGGAGAUGAAGAUCAAGAUCUCCAUCAUCAAAAGCGAUAUCCAGAAAGAGAAGAAAGCACAGAAGGGUCAGAGUCGUAAUGUGGAUCGUCUCAGGAAGAAGAUGAACGAGCAGGAGUCGUGUCUGCUGUUACACUCCCCCACCAUCCCAUUCCGCAUCCACAACAAACACGGCAAGAGCUACCUGUUCCUGCUGUCCUCAGAUUAUGAGAGGUCAGAAUGGAGGGAGAGCAUUCAGAAACUGCAGAAGAAAGACUUGCAGGCCUGUGUGUUGAGUUCAGUAGAGCUACAAGUGUUGACCGGCUCCUGCUUCAAACUCCGAACUGUCCACAACAUUCCCGUCACCAGCAACAAAGAUGAUGAGGAAUCUCCUGGUCUGUACGGCUUCCUGCAUGUGAUCGUCCAUAAAGCCACGGGCUUCAAAGAAUCUGCCAAUCUGUACUGUACGCUGGAGGUGGACUCUUUUGGUUACUUUGUCAGUAAGGCCAAAACACGUGUGUUCAGAGACACAACAGAACCACAGUGGAAUGAGGAGUUUGAAAUAGAGCUGGAGGGCUCUCAGUGUCUGCGGAUCCUGUGCUACGAGAAGUGUUACGACAAAACAAAGCUCAAUAAGGACGAUAAUGAGAUUGUGGACAAGAUCAUGGGAAAGGGACAAGUACAGCUGGACCCACAGACUGUGCAGUCCAAAAACUGGCAUAUGGACGUCAUAGAAAUGAAUGGGAUUAAAGUGGAGUUUUCCAUGAAGUUUACCAGUCGGGACUUAAGCUUGAAGCGGACGCCAUCUAAGAAACAGAGCGGCGUGUUUGGGGUCAAAAUCAGUGUGGUAACAAAGCGUGAACGCUCCAAGGUGCCUUACAUUGUGCGGCAGUGCAUUGAGGAGGUGGAGAAGAGAGGGAUUGAUGAAGUGGGCAUUUACAGGAUCUCUGGAGUGGCCACAGACAUCCAGGCCCUCAAAGCUGCGUUUGACGCCAAUACCAAAGAUAUCCUGAUGAUGUUGAGUGACAUGGACAUUAAUGCCAUCGCAGGGACACUGAAAUUGUAUUUCAGGGAGCUGCCAGAACCUCUUCUCACAGACCGGCUAUACCCAGCCUUCAUGGAGGGCAUUGCUCUCUCAGAUCCUGCAGCAAAAGAAAACUGCAUGAUGCAUCUGCUGCGGUCGCUACCAGACCCAAAUCUCAUCACAUUCCUCACCCUACUAGAACACCUGAAGAGGGUUGCAGAGAAGGAGCCGGUCAAUAAGAUGUCUCUGCAUAAUUUGGCCACAGUGUUUGGCCCCACUCUGCUGAGACCGUCGGAGUCAGAGAGCAGUAAGGCCCACAUCACGCUGGCCUCUGACAUCUGGUCACAUGAUGUCAUGGCACAGGUUCAGGUAUUGCUGUACUACCUGCAGCAUCCACCCAUUUCCUUCGCUGAGCUGAAGAAGAACACUCUCUAUUUCUCAACUGACGUCUAACCCCAACAACAGACUCCCUUCCUCUCAAACAUUGUCUUUUUUGUGUACAAAGCCAACUGUCCAGUGGGGGGACAGUGAGAGACUGUGACCACUCUCCCCAGUGUUUGUUGUCUCCAGUCAUGUUCAUGUGUAAAGGGAGCUUACGCUUCGCUCCAGCGCGGAGAAGAGCUGCAGCGAGAGGAGGACCAUCUCUAGCGAGCCCAGGAUUCGGCAUCACCUUAUACAGACAUUGCACUUAUCACACACGUGUCCUGCCAAACACAAACACACGUCCUACUACGUCAAGCACCUCGUUUACCGUCCCCUCCGAAGGUUCGUGUCUUGGGAUGUAGGUUGGUCUGAGUUGCAGAUGCAUGCUGGGAUGUCUGCAUCCGUUGUGGCGUCUCCUCUAAAGCCCAGUUCAGUGAUCCCGGAGCUGGAAAUCAACUGCAGAUGCUCUCUUCCCGAAGAGACGUUCUAGUAAACAUCAGCAUUUACAUGUUUUAGAAAUAUUUUUUGUUUGGUUUCAAAAACUUUUGUGCAUGUGAUAAUGAGGACAGUGAGCUGUGAGUGUGUGUGUGUGUGUGUGUGUGUGAGAGAGAGAGAGAGAGAGAGAAAGAGCAAAUCCAUUAGUUCAAAAUACAUGUCUCAUGCUGUGAGUGUUUCCUUCUGGGGAAAACAUUGAAAUCCCAGACCUUCCUUGUCCAAGUACAUCCAGGCCAAAAAUCGCCCUAUUUAUUAUGAAUAUAUACUGUUAAUUGUGCCUGUACAGUUCAGUACACUUUGAGACUCUCUGGAGUCCUUCAUUUUUUUAUUUGUUUUAACUUCCUGUCAGUAUAGACUUGAUUAUACUGUAGAAGAGAGAAACUAACUGUUAAAUCAGCCAGCUUUUGGGACAAGUAUGCAUUGUAGUGAGAUUAUACUUGGGAAAAUGCAAAACUAUGUCUUGAUUUGGAGAAAAAUCAUCUCCUGUCAUCUUUGCAAGUUGAAGUGUCUGGUGAUGCUUCAGUUUAUUCUGUAGAAAGAUCUGUGUUAUUUGCCCUUUUUUGCAUGUUCAGCUUGUCAGAUAAAAAGUGGCAGGAUAACACAAAGGUUCAUUUUCUUCUUUGUAUUUUGAUUUUAUUUAAUGAUUAAUAUUAUUAUUAUUAUUUUUACUCCACUGCUGAAGACCACUGGCAGAGCGGAGGGAAGAAUGAAACUUUUCUUCUAUAAAGCCAGUGACAUACUUCAUAAGCACUGUUAGAUUGCAGACUAUUUGAUAUUUUAAUAUAAAGGGAAAUUAAAAACUGGUGUAUUUUAUUUCUGUUGGAAGGAUAUUGAGUAUGCUGUAUUAACAAGGGUAAAUGUUGAUGUGACCUUUUUUCCCCGUUUUUAGUAAAAUAAAUAAAAGUACAUUGAGCACAGCAA